AUGGAUCACAUCUCAACUCUCUGUGCAUUGAGCACAGUUGGAAUAGCUCCCACCGGUCUUGCGCUCGGUCGCGCCGAACGGACUCAGAGGCCUGGGCUCUUUCGGCGAAAGACUCUCUUUCAGGAUAUCCUCGAGCCGCUCCCUAAUAACAGUGAACAGACAGCAGUCGCCCGGCCCAAAACCGCUCUCUCAUCCCGCAGUCCGGCCGCCGAGUGGCUUGCCGCAAAGGAACAGGAAAGCUUGCAGGGAAACCAAGAAUCCAAUCUGCGAAAAGCGCCCUUGUCGUUCAGCGGUGCAAGACGCCGCCGUCGGGGUCAAACUCUCACAAACCCACCCCUGCGGAUUCCGGAAAAUGAGUCGACUGACUCGCCGGUCGAAAUACAAACUCAGCGGCCAUCCUCUGGUUGGCUGCGGCGGCUGUCGAUGGCCUCGUUCCAAGCUGAAACCCCGACUGCAGGUAGUCCAACAACGCCCUCGUUCAAUGGGUCAGAAAGCCCACUCGUUCCUCGCUCGCCCUAUCUGCGAAGAACCCCAAACAAAUUGGUGAAGCGACCGGCUUCGCAACAUACAAAUACGCAUGCUCUCUGCAUGAACCCCAUCUCUGAACCGUCGCCGGCUGCGCUGCGCAGGCCCGCCACUAGUCACCAGAGGUCGGAGUCGAUGUUCCUCCGGACUUCCUCUACAACGGACUUCAAUGCAUACUUUCCGAAGACGCCUGUCGAAGGUCCAGCAAUCGAAGAAUUCGAGCUCGAAAAGAAGAAGCACUGGAUGCCAUUCUUCGUUCCCAAAGCUGGGAAAUUAGCAGAGAGGCUUUCGCGCAGGUUCUCGACCUCCACUGCCCCAAAGGUUCAGAGUGUACGCCAAAUUGCGUCUGACAAUGGCGCUCUUCCUGUGUUGGUUGCGGCUAAUAUGAUCUCCCCCACGGCUGCUGCGCCAGAAGACAUAUCAGUACCUAAUACCCCAAUCGAAUUCCGCAAUCCGUUCCAAAUGCCUAUCUCCGAGCCAACUCCCAAGGAGUCGGUCGCCCCGGAACAGCAAACAGCGAAAUCCGGCCAUAAACAGUCAUACUCGGUUAACGAUAUUGAGCCGAAAAUCAUCAUGGCAAACACAGUCACUGCCCACGGGACACCGAUUAUGGGACCCGUUCGCGGCGGCUCUCUGAAGCGAGUGAAGGGAAGGACCUUUUCGAUCCCUGCCUCCGAGCUCUCAAUGGAAGAGCAGAAUGUCCCUAUUCCGAACUCCUCGGAGCCGGAGCCGCGGCGCAACAUCACUGAUCCAAGCGUGUUUCGUGCCCCCUAUCCCACUUCGCAAUCUGGUUGGGCUGACUCGGCUUUGGAAAGACGGUCUCAGGUUGGUCCCCGAUCGGUGUCGCAGGACUACAGCGUUGGCUUGGGACCUCGGGCCGGUGCACGUCAAAUGACCUCGGAUGCGGUCGCCCUGUCGGCCUGGCAGCAGGCAUCUCGUCCUGGUGGUCGACCUCAUGGUUCCCUUCGUCGCCGUCCGAAGGGAUUUUCGAUUUCAUGUUCCGAUCCGGCUUCCACCGUCAUUGGCUCCGAUGACACUCAGGUGUUUACAUCGUGCGAUGGAUAUGAGACGGACUUUAUUUCAGACUAUUGGGACUCUGUCCGCACACGUGAAACCAAUCGCAGUGGACUGAAGGGACUGCGGAUUGAGACGAUGUUUGACAAGGCAGGUACAAGCUUGGUGAAUGAAGAAGCCACGACCUUGGAGUCUCUCCUCCCGCGGGGCUCCUUCGCCGCUCGGUCUUCGGACAAGGAUCCCCAAUUAUUCACUGAUCCGCUUCUGUCGUCCCCUCCUUUGGUUCAAACAUCCAUGGUUGAAACUCCGUUCGUGGCUGACGAUGAUGCUUUCAGCAUGAUUGGAGCGCUUCCGAGCAAUGAUCGUGAUUGUUUUUCAUCUUCUCUGACCUAUUCAUUGGCGAAAUUAGCAGAGCAGCCCGACUCGGGCACUGGUGCAGCUAAGGAUAUGUCUGAAUCGGUGGGUGACUUGGAGUCGGAUGUCAACAAGAAAACAAACAUCUUUGACUGGUCGGAACACGCGCACCAUACCCGCGAAACUUCAGACUCUGAGGCGCGUCCUAAGACUAUGCAGGGAAAACAAGAGGGGGUUGUUGAUAGGAGCCGGGCUGUUUGCCGGAAAGCACCAUCCACUGUCCACCUUAGGAGCCAGAGUGUCCCUGUCGCCAGUGAACUUCCCAUCAACGAAUCACGUCAAACUUCUGGCAAGUUUGGUACUUGGGGAUUGGGAACUAAAGGUGUGAGUGAAGAUUGGGACAGCGAUUUUGAUUUCGACGAGGCGGAGGACACACCAGUCGCCGAAGACAAACCACUUGUUGAGCCCGAUAUCAAUCGCCAGAGCAUGACUGUUCCCAAGGCCAUUCUGGAGCGUCAAGCAAGUCUUCGUGGUCAAUUUGGGCAGGUUCAGGAAUUAACCAUGCUGGUGGAGGAAUUGAAACGUCUUCGGCAUCAGGCAAAUGUCCUCCGAAUUGUCAACGGACCUGCCAGUGAAUUGUGGGCAGAAGCAGAGCAGAUCGUGAACCUUGCUACCAUUGAUGAUGAUGAAGCUCGUCGCUCGCCACCAGGGUCUCCUCAAUCCCUUACUUUCAGUUUUGAUGAAUCUGACGAUGAUGGCCUUAAUGGGUCGUCCAAGCGGAACAGCGAAGUCUCCUGGGACGUGCCCAGUGGUGAAAACAAAGCCAUCUUGCCCCUCGCUCAGCUCGUAAAGGACUCCCAAAAGUCCAAAUCUGUUCUUGAUAUCCUCCAGCCUCGUGGUCAGGAGCCCGCUUUAGGUCUUGACGGGUCAGAAUUGGCAUCACGCGGAAAGAAACUUCCGUUUGAUACUUCCUCGUUGAAGAAUUUGGUGGUUCGUGCGGGUGUGGUGACGCGGGCGUUGAAGGAAGUUAUUCGCAAAGCCGACGGGGUGGCAGACAGCCCUCAGGACUUCCAAGACCCGCCAUUCCGACGCAUUUUCGACAAACCAUCCCACGAUGAUAUUGCCAGCUUUGAGGCAGCGCUGGCUGACAUGUCCUAA
Messenger RNA from Penicillium roqueforti, 3051 nucleotides. RefSeq lists its product as uncharacterized. The transcript has 2 exons. Gene Ontology annotation, molecular function: GTPase activator activity. Gene Ontology annotation, biological process: regulation of mitotic cytokinesis. The record is from RefSeq and is a predicted model, not a curated record. The coding region runs from base 1 to 3051 and encodes 1016 amino acids. NCBI's taxonomy places the organism in Eukaryota, Fungi, Ascomycota, Eurotiomycetes, Eurotiales, Aspergillaceae.